Rhodotorula toruloides NP11 is the source of this 555-nucleotide messenger RNA. RefSeq lists its product as uncharacterized. The transcript is spliced from 7 exons. Lineage: Eukaryota; Fungi; Basidiomycota; Microbotryomycetes; Sporidiobolales; Sporidiobolaceae. The coding region runs from base 1 to 555 and encodes 184 amino acids. The record is from RefSeq and is a predicted model, not a curated record.
AUGGACAACCCCGUCAACGACAUCCGCCGCGUCGUGAGCGAGCUGUGCGAGCCGGACGACGCGAGGGAGAUGGUUGCCGCGGUGGACAAGUACUUCACGGACGACGCGAGGUUCAUUUACCCGCUUCUGAACUCUCCGAAGGGGUCCGGCAAGGAAGGCAUCAAGGCGGCGUACAAGAUGCUCCGCGUCCUCAGCUACGGGCAGAAGUUCACCUUUCACGCUGUCGGCUUCGACCGCAAGAGCGUCAGCAAGGGCGUCGAGCGCCAAAAGGGCUUUCUCGACUUGACGGAGCACUUGAAGUUCAAGUUCAUUCCAUUGCCCGAUAGGUUGAAUCCGACGUUCCACAUCCGGUUCCUCACCCGCGUCGACCUCGUCAAAGGCCACGACGACAAGUGGUACAUCGAAAAGCAGGAAGACUCGCUGCCGAGCGACUACGGCUCGACUGGCCUCCGCCUCUUCCCGUUCGACGUCGAGAUUUCCAACUUCAUCAAGUGGGUCACGGGCAUGGGCACGCUCAUCGUCGGCGGCACGCUCAACCGCUUCAACCUGCUCUGA